This is a messenger RNA of Rotaria sp. Silwood1, 1824 nucleotides long. Lineage: Eukaryota; Metazoa; Rotifera; Eurotatoria; Philodinida; Philodinidae. The record is from the annotation of a GenBank genome assembly.
AUGGUUGAACAAAUUCUCGAAACUAACAAUGAUUUCGACGUACAUGAUCAUGUCAUGGAUUUUUCAGAUGACAAUGAAUUGUCUCAUCAUCAUAAAGUACCUAGUAUCCUCGACGAUUACGAUUGGAAUGAUAUGACACAAUUAAUUCACAACAUGGAUUUCAAACCUGGUAUGACAUUAGCUUCUCGUCAAAUAGCACAAGAGCAUCAAAAAAAUAUUUUAACAAUGAGAAAUGAAUUAACCAAAAAAACGCUUCUUAUGCGUGCAUCAUACAAAGGUUAUUCAUAUCAUACCUAUCCAGCAAAUGAAUUUCAACAAAAAGCAUCGAAUUAUAUUAAGGAAACAGGUAUUUACAAGUUUAUCAAGAAUGUCAAUUUAAUUAAUCCAAAAGUUAGUCAACAGUGUUUGAAGAAUAUUAUACACAAAGUAGAUACAACAUUAAACAUGUUACUUAAUUCUAAAUCUAUUACUGAUCAACAAUAUGUACUUAUGCAUCCACUACGAUCAGUGGUACGUUUAAAUUAUUUACAUUUUGUACCUGAUACGUCCGAGGACUCAGAUCCACUUCAACCAAUUAUUAUAUGUAAAGAUGGACCGACAUUUAAUCUUGCCCAUUAUCUUAGUGAUAAACUUUGGUCGAUAUUUAAUCAAAUUACCGGCUGUAAAACAUUUGCCAAUAGUGAUGAUCUAGUGUAUACAUUAGAACAAUAUGCCAAAAACGAUUGUCUUCAUGAAACUACUUAUUUUGUUACAUUCAAUAUGAAUGAUAUAUGUACUAAAUUUUCACAUGAAAAAGUCAUCAAUGCAUUAGAAAAUUUUUUUAAUCUACAUCAAAGUGAAAUACAAGAAACUUGUGUCGGUCUAACAAAAGAAAUCAUUAUUGAACUUGUUCGUCUUGUAUUACAAAAUCAAUAUUUUAUUUAUGAAAAAAAACUCUAUCAACAAAUCCAUGGUAGUGCUUCUGGAUCCUUAUUAACCAUUCCAUUGGCUUGUAUCUAUCUCUUCUAUGGACAAUCAACAUCAUUGAUACAUACUUUAAUUAAUAAUAAAAAAGAAUUAUUUGCCAGAUACCGUGAUGACAUCUUCCUUACAUGGAAUGAUUCCAAAGAUAAAUUUCAAACAUGCUUCAAUGAAAUGAUGAUCAAUCAAAAACAACAUCCAAAUAUGACACCGUUGAAGUCAACGAUCGGAUCUACAAUACAUUUACUUGAUGUCGAAUUAACCAAUGAUAAUGGUCAUUUUAUUACAAAAAUUUAUCGUGAUCCAAACACGGAUGAAUAUGAACUACCAAGUAAAUAUCAAUAUCAUGUUAAUCGACCGUCCAGCUUAAUCAAAGCUGCACUUAAACAUGCUGUACAAUGUUGUUCAAAUCAAGAAGAUUUUCAUCAAGAACGUCGUCAUAUUGAUUUAUCACAUUUAAUUCGUGGUUUUUCGCCUUCGUUUAUUAAUAAAUGUAUUCAAGAAUUUUACAAAGAAUUUAAUAUUGAAAUGGACGCCCAUGAUUUGUUCGAUGAUUUGCCAUAUGAAACAUUUCGACACCGUAUUAUGCAUCGUUAUGAACAAGAAAUGGCAUUCAAAAAAGAACAACAAACACAACAACAAAACAUUAUACGAAUUCCAUAUCCAGACGAUUGGACUGAACAAAUGGCAAUCAAAAUCAAAGAUGAUCUUCUUGCUAUCUUAAAAGACAAUUCGACAAAUAAGGAAGCUUUCAAUAAUAUUAAAUUCGAAUUUGUACCACGUCCACAUACACCAUUAAGUAUGAAUGAUUAUUUAGUGGAUAGACGACCACCUCUUUCUAUGUUAACUUUGCCAAACGAAUAA